AUGCGCUUAGCCCAAAAGAAGAUUUUGAAACGUAUCACGUAUGAAGCAGUGGAUACUCAAGAGUUUGAAGACACAUACUUGAAGAUGAUGGAGGACUAUAACAUUAAGAGCAAUGAAUGGCUGAAUUCCCUAUUCAAAAUUCGUGAUCGUUGGGCUCCAGUAUAUGUUAGAGUAUGCUCAUUUCAGGUGUCAGAUGUUGUCAAAGGGAAAGAAGGUGCAUUUAGAAAGCAAGUGGUAUACAAUGUGUACACCAACGAGGAAGAAUUUGACAUUAAAUGCUCUUGUCAGUUGUUUGAGUUCAGGGGCAUUAUUUGUAGGCACAUUUGCAAGGUGCUUAUUGAGAAGAAUGUGAACGACAUUCCUUCUAGGUAUAUUUUACCACGAUGGACGAAGGACAUCAAACGCAUGCAUACAUAUAUACAGAAUUGUUAUGAUGACCCACAAACCAAUGAGGAGAAACUGCGGUACAAUAAAUUGUGUUCUCAUUUUACUAAAGCCGCAGAACUUGGAGCAGAGUCAAAUGACAAAUACAUGUUCUUGAUGAACUAUGUGGAUGAGGCAAUUGGGAAGUUGAUGGACAACACAUGUUCAAAUGAAAAGUUUAAACCUAUGUUGUCGGAGGAGACUAAUGUGCCACACCAAAAAUUUCUAUCACCUCUAAAGGUGAAUUCAAAUUCUAUAUCGAUCAAUCUGGACAUGCAUCACAGUUCUUCUUUAGGUUUUGCAAGCCAAUGCAAUGAUCUCUAA
Messenger RNA from Dioscorea cayenensis subsp. rotundata (Guinea yam), 747 nucleotides. RefSeq names its product protein FAR1-RELATED SEQUENCE 6-like. The record is from RefSeq and is a predicted model, not a curated record. Gene Ontology annotation, molecular function: zinc ion binding. The transcript has 3 exons. The coding region runs from base 1 to 747 and encodes 248 amino acids. Gene Ontology annotation, biological process: regulation of DNA-templated transcription. Lineage: Eukaryota; Viridiplantae; Streptophyta; Magnoliopsida; Dioscoreales; Dioscoreaceae.